Molecule: messenger RNA, 413 nt
Organism: Paraglomus brasilianum
Lineage: Eukaryota; Fungi; Glomeromycota; Glomeromycetes; Paraglomerales; Paraglomeraceae
Source: the annotation of a GenBank genome assembly
AUGCCGAAUUUCACGUUACGCUCGCUGUGGUGUCAGAAGCUGUUUCUUAUUGAGGAAGACAUUCAAUUGCUGGAAUCAAAUGUUCCUACACCGAGUCAACCAGGAUAUCAGAAUAUCCUGACGAGAAUGUUAAUUAUGCUACAAGCGUUAAAAUGGUCAAUCGAAGUGAAUAUCCAUGACGAUACUGAAGACACAGCACUAGAAUAUCAGAAUGAAUCCAUGAAAAGAAUAGAGAUGUUGAUGUCCGAAUCUUUUGCAGCAGACUUUUUCAAUCUUGACUUGAGAUUAUCACACUCGGCUAUAGAGUCCAAAGGACCGCAACCUCGGAAAUCGACAUCGGUUGGAGAAACCCGAAAUGGCAUGGGAUACGAGAUCAUUUCGGAUGUAUCAGAGUCAAAAUUGGAGAAGUGGAA